CGAGUUCACGGCCGCCAACCGCGCCCGGAUGACCCUUGCCAGCGAAGCUCCUGCCCUGCACACCUCUGCCCGAUGUCCUGCUAAUAUAUAGUACUCAGGUGUCCACGCUUCUGGGACCCUGCUUUUGCCACUGCCACCAAGAACUCGGUUGCCGGGGUGCGCGCAGCCCGCUCAGCCUGCUAUACUUCAACCACAAUCGAUCGACUAUAGACUUCACAGCAUCCCAACCUUUGCAGUUUUUUACACAGACAACCUACUGAGGUAGCGUGUCACCAUGCCACUGAUCGUUCCCAUCCUGCGCCUGGCCUACGUCUUCUCUAACGUCUUCGAGACCUUCAAGACCCUUCGGCCACCACCGCCGUCAGCACGUAAUAGCGGGCAACCGAGCCUGCGUGCGCUCAGUCAGCGCAAACGUGCCAUGAAAGGCUGCAUGGCGGUGUGGCUCUGCUGGUGCUGCUUCACAAUGUACGAGCGAACAGUGGACGGAAUCAUCAGGAUGUUUAUCCCAUUCUACGACGAGAUUAAGUCUCUAGUGAUUCUAUUUUUCUUGAUGAGCCGGGCUCGGGGCGCCGAACCCAUCUUCCUGCAUGUGAUACGCCCGGUCAUCAAACCCUACACCUCUACCCUGGACAUUCUCCUCGACGCCGGCCACAUGAUCGGUGACUUCAUCCUCCUCGCCGCGAGCGUACCCGUGAACUUCGUUCUCGGGCACUGGCGCAGAUGGAUGCACACCGACAAGGACCCCUUUCACGAGGACGACUCGCUCCGGGAGAAGCAGGGGGCCCAGCGGCCGGACGACGUCGUCCCCCCGUUCAUUCGCGAAGCCGCUAACGGCGCUCGUCCCCAAGCCAAGCGCAAAGGCAGCUCGAAUUCGACCUCCUCCUCCCGCGAUCGCAGCGCACAACACGCUGCGAGCCAACACGCGUUCGUGCCCAUCACUGCCAGUGCCAUCCCCCAGGCCGCUGCACGCACCUCACGCGCCUCGCGCAUCUACCGCGAGCCCUCGCAAGGUGUCCAGCCACCCCCGCCGCCGUACGAGCGGUGGUAUCCACCUGCGUCCGCAUACGGUGAGCGCAGCGGGUCUGGAUUGCCUACGCCGCCCGCGGACUCGCCCCCGCCAUUCGAAGCUGUGCAGGCGGAGAUCCUCGCAGCUGACGCGGAGUGGCGGCAGUACCCCGACUUCCCCGCGGCGUACCCACCGACCCCGUUGCAGACCGCUGCCCCGCGACUGCCAGGGAUGGACGGCCUCGUCGCGCCGGUGCCGCUGCGAGCGCCCCAGUUUGCUGGGAUACCGGAAGAGGGUGCAAGCGGGAGUGAUGGAGAUGAUGAGGAGGGCGAGGGCGAUGCGACGGUCCGGCAGGGUUUUCGCAGGUCGCUCCUGUUGCCGCGUGAGUUUGUGAAUCCCGACUCCGCUGGUGACUUGAGCGACGAACACGAAGAACACGGGAUUCAAAACACGGAAGUACAUCUGGACGACGGAAUGGAUGUCGACCCACACGGCGGCGGACAUGAAGAUGCGAGUAUGGACUCCCCGGAUGGCCAGAGUGAGCCGGACUCGGAGGACGACUUUGACGUGACGCUGCAGACGCCCCGGCGGAUGCGCGUCCGACCGAAGACGCGGGACGACACGAUCAAGGCGAAGAGGAACGUGUACGGCCUUGUGACGACGUCCGCAGAGAGCCUCGCGAGCGACUCGACCAAGCUCAGCACGACGGACAACGGCUCGUCCCUCCGCACAAUGACGCGCACCAACUCCGAGGCCUCCCACAGCUCGCACCUGAGCAACGCCGCUCCCUCCGGGUCAGACGCGUUCUCGAUCGCGGGACGGAAGAGGCGCAUUGCCACGGCGGCACCGCGCGCUCCGAGGGAAGCGUUCUCGACUCACGCUGAUCGCGAUGUUGCGACCGCGAGGGAUGAGCCGAAGAGUACGAUCGACGCGAAUACGAAGCCUGAACGUGUAAGGAAGACGAAGGCGACGGAUGCGCGGCCGACUGCAGUGCAGAUACAGACGCGCAUGCGCAUGCGCGCUGCGACGCGUAGACGCGUUGGGGCCAGUGUGACGACGAGCGAAGAUGAUGAGAACGAGGACACGGCGGCGACGGACAGCGACCUGAGCGACUCCGCGGUGUCGUCUGACCUGAAGCGCAGGCGCGUACCUGGGCUGCCUGGAGAGCGCGGACACUUGCCUGCACCUUCGCUGCGCCCUCGAGCGCUGCGGGAGGAUAGCGAACGGACUAUCCGGCCACCGAAAACGCGCAGCACUAGCACAAUCCGGACACUCGGUGCCGUCGGCGCGUCGAGGUCGUCUAGCGCAUCGCGGACGACGGGUGCGGAAGCGGCGGAGGCGCCGACUGCCCGUCCACGACCCGCGCGUACAAAUUCACGAAAUUCGGUUCGCAGUCGAGGGUGAAGACUCGGGCGGCAUGAGAGUGACCAAGUACGGGCGGUGGAUGACCGCCCGAAUAUCAGUGCCGCAUUGAUUGCGACCACGAGCGACUUCUCCAGCAUGACUCUGAAUCGACGAGACCGCGCAUCACUUGACAAUUUACAGCACCGCAUCGAGACAUGGAAGCGAUUCUUGCAUUAUUCACAACGUGUAUGUAUAGCCUGCAAUGCAUAGGUCUGAAGCAUCGUAUUCUUGUGUCGC
Molecule: messenger RNA, 2647 nt
Organism: Fomitopsis serialis
Lineage: Eukaryota; Fungi; Basidiomycota; Agaricomycetes; Polyporales; Fomitopsidaceae
Exons: 3
Coding region: 275-2410 (711 amino acids)
Source: RefSeq, a predicted model, not a curated record